GCGGCUCAUGGGUGUCAGCAGCAGCGGUGAUGUUCACCGUAUGAGUGUGCUAGGCGCUGUGCUUUCUUUGUUCCAUCCUUGGAUAAAAUAAUCGUAGUAAUUCCCGCACAAUGUCCGGAUUACCGAGGAGAAUCAUCAAGGAAACGCAGCGCCUCAUGGCCGAACCUGUGCCCGGCAUUAGUGCAAUUCCGGACGAACAGAACGCGAGGUACUUUCACGUUGUCGUAGCCGGUCCCGAAGGGUCACCGUUUGAAGGAGGGGUGUUUAAAUUGGAACUGUUUCUUCCUGAAGAGUACCCGAUGCUUGCUCCCAAAGUGCGCUUCAUGACAAAGAUCUACCACCCCAACAUAGACAAGUUAGGUCGUAUAUGUCUGGACAUACUCAAAGACAAGUGGAGCCCAGCACUCCAGAUCCGCACGGUGCUGUUGUCCAUCCAAGCUUUGCUCAGUGCUCCUAACCCCGACGACCCCUUGGCGAAUGACGUGGCAGAGCAGUGGAAGGUCAACGAGGCAGAAGCCAUCCGAACAGCGAGAGAAUGGACAAGGCAAUACGCAAUGGACGUCUGAGGCAUAGCAAGAGAAAAGGUGGCAAUGGCUGACGGCGACAAUGCUUCCGUGGAAGUGUUUUUUGUUUUUGUUUUCUUUAAAAUGGCAAGAUUGAGAGGAACUAAGUACACAAGGCAAGGAGAACUGCAGGAAAAGGACACUGUCGUCGAUGUGGCCCAAAAACAUGGCACCCACAAGCGGUGCUGUCCAUGGGGCCAUGAUUGUGUUUCUUCCGCCACGUUUUUUCAUCAUCCAUUGCUCUUCUAGAACGGGGGCGCUGAGCGUGAAACUGGUGCAAGAGUUUUUCGGGAAGGGCCGUCGUCGUCAUCGGUGUGUCUACGUUUUGAGCUCGCAGUCUUUCCAGAAUUUUGUCUCCUGGUCUUCUUUUUUUUUUCUAGCUUAAUGAAUUGCUGCUUGCUCUCUCAUGCCUACUGUUUUUGACCUUUAUCGUUUGCCCCGAAUUUCCGGUGUUACGGCGAAACUGUGAAUACCGUCGUGGCCUUGUAAAUAAUUGCUUCCUCCUUUUCGCGUCACUUUCUCAAAUGACGGGUGAUGACGAUCGUGGCAUUAGUGAUUCAAAAUGUGACUUAAUGAUUGCCGCCGUGACUACCCCCAGCCCACGCUGCACCCCCGCCGCUUUAAUGGAUCACAGUGGUGAUGCCACGCCUCGCAUGCAACUCUCCUUCCUCAGACAUCCCCCCCUUCCUGCUCGUGCUUACUAUUUCUUUUUUCUUUCCUGUCUUCAAACGUUCCACGGCAUUCAGCAAUCGCGGGCACGCAUCCAUGCGUGUUUGUUGCUGUGACGAGACACGAAUGACGACGAACACCCGACUCUUCUCUGGAUUACAAUGUGUGUGCAUGUGCGCAGUUUGGUUUUGUUGUUUUGUUUUUUUUUUGCUAUUUUUUUUUCUUCCGGAGAUGGGGGGGGGGGGGGUGUCUGGGUGUAUGGAGCUAUACAUGAAAAUGAAAUGUGCACUUAGGAAACCAUUAUUAUGAAUUUUUCCUUUUCAAAGGUCUUGUACAAAGUCUCCAAAUAAAUUUUUUUUCUUUUUAAAAAUUGA
Rhipicephalus microplus (southern cattle tick) is the source of this 1606-nucleotide messenger RNA. RefSeq names its product bendless (gene ben). The record is from RefSeq and is a predicted model, not a curated record. NCBI's taxonomy places the organism in Eukaryota, Metazoa, Arthropoda, Arachnida, Ixodida, Ixodidae.